This is a messenger RNA of Saprolegnia diclina VS20, 1520 nucleotides long. RefSeq lists its product as hypothetical. Gene Ontology annotation, molecular function: antiporter activity; xenobiotic transmembrane transporter activity. NCBI's taxonomy places the organism in Eukaryota, Oomycota, Saprolegniomycetes, Saprolegniales, Saprolegniaceae. Gene Ontology annotation, cellular component: membrane. The coding region runs from base 42 to 1520 and encodes 492 amino acids. The transcript is spliced from 2 exons. The record is from RefSeq and is a predicted model, not a curated record. Gene Ontology annotation, biological process: transmembrane transport.
GGUUGGCACAAUAAGAACACAGUGGAAGACUCGCGACAACGAUGCCAUUCUCGGCGCGCAACGAGAUGCGCGUGCUAUGGCGCCUGGCGACGCCGAUCCUUUUUUCGAACCUCGCCACGUUUGGCAUGUCGAUAACGGUCCUCGUCGUCGCGGGCCACCUCGGCCCUGCGCAGCUCACGGCCGUCGCCUACGCGGAGAUGCUCUUUGACAUUACGAUCCUUGUCUUUGCGUCCGGUUUUGUCGUAGGCCAGGCGACGCUCUCGGCACAAGCGUUUGGCGCCAAGAACUUUGCGCUCAUCGGCCGCUACUGCCAAAUGAACUGCCUCUGCGUCACGCUCGCAUGCCUGCCAAUCGGAGUCCUCUGGUGGUUCACUGGCGACAUCCUCCGUCUUGCGGGGGUUUCGCACGCGACAAUCGAAUUUGCGAGAGAGUAUGCGCACUAUUCCACGCCGUGGCUGUGGCCCCGCCUCGUCUUCCAGGUGCUCACCGUCUACUUCAAGUCCAUGCAGAACGUCAUGCCAGCAGCCGUCUUUGCCAUCGCGUUUGCGGUGCUUAACGUUGGCCUCGUCGUCGCUCUUGUGUUUGGCCUGCCGCACAUGAGCUUUCGCGGAUUCGGGCUCGCCGGCGCGCCGAUCGCACUCACCAUCACGCACUACAGCCGCCUCGUUGCAUACGCCAUCUACAUGUUUGGCCACCAAAAGUACCACGUCUCGUCGUGGAGCUGGGAUCGUACCUUUAUGAACCGUCCACGGUACCUUACGCCAAUGCUCAAGGUCGGCGGCCCCAUGGUCGUCGGCAUGCUCGUCGAGAACCUCCAGCUUCAGAUGAUGGCCAUCUUUGCCGCCAUGACAAGCGAGGUCGCACUUGGCGCCAACAACUCGAUGAUGGAGCUCAUCUUCUUCCUCACGUCGCCGAUUUAUGGCAUUAUUGACGGUGGUUCGACGCGCAUCGGCAUGUACCUCGGCGCGGGCAAGCCCCGGGCCGCUAAAGCCACGAGCCACUUGGUGUUCUACGGUAUCUUUGGGCUCUCGGUGCUCAUCGUCAUCCCGUGGCUGUGCGCACGCAAGAUCAUUGGCAAGCUCUUUUCGAGCGAUCCCGCCAUCAUCGACAGUCUGACGACCAUUAACACGCUGGCGGCGGGCGGCUACAUCGUCCUUUCGCUCUUCUACUAUGCCAUGACCACGCUGCAGGCCCAAGCACGGACGCUGCCAAUCAUGAUCUCGUUCCUUAUCGGUGCUUGGCUCGUCGGUGUGCCCAUGGCGUAUGUGUUUGCAUUUCCGCUGCACCACCAGCUCUACGGUGUGUGGCUCGGCAUGAGCCUCGGAUAUCUCGUCACGACAGCGUUCGGCGUAUACUAUACGACCAAGUCCAACUGGCCCGACGAAGCGCGGAAGGCCGUCGCGCGAAGCAAAACAAAAGACAGCGACGAGUCCGAGCCGUUUCUUGCCGACUUUGAAGCCACAAAAGUGCUCGAGGAGCCUCGCCCCGUCGAGCCCACCGCGCCCGAUUGGGAAGAUUGA